CAAAACUUCCCCGAAUGCACGCAGGACCUGAUGCAGACGGAUGACUGUGCCGCGGUGAUCGAUCCGGUCGCCUGCUACAACGAGUUCCGCUGGAGCACGCGCACGCUCCAAUGUAUCGAUGGCACUGAUGAUGCCGACAGGAAGAGGAAGGCAUGCAAGUGCUGCAGCUGCGUGGGCCAGGUUAUGUGUAACUGGGUGAAGCAGAGCCGGUACUGU
Thermothielavioides terrestris NRRL 8126 is the source of this 216-nucleotide messenger RNA. RefSeq lists its product as uncharacterized. The record is from RefSeq and is a predicted model, not a curated record. Lineage: Eukaryota; Fungi; Ascomycota; Sordariomycetes; Sordariales; Chaetomiaceae. The annotation marks the transcript as partial. The transcript has 2 exons.